AUGGAGGAUGCCAACUUUGCGCCCCCCUACCGGAAAGGGCAGAGAGCCCCGCCCUGGAAGGAGGGGAAGCUCCCAGCUGGCGCCCGGGAAGAUCUGGACCCUCCUGGGGAUGCUGCAGGGAGAGAAUCCUUCCAUCAAGAGCGAUGUGCCGCCAUCACCCGGGUCGUGUGCGAAAUGCUUCUGGAGAAGCAGCCGGCCUACCACGGCUGUUUGGGCAACCUGGCGGCGUUCAUUCUGGAGCGAGAGGUGGCCGAGAGCCAGGGCGCCUGCCGGGAGACGUACGAGCUGGUGGCCCUGGGGACGGGGGACGCUUGCUACGGCGGCUGGAUGGAGUUUGACGGCCGCAGACUCCACGACUUGCACGGCCUGGUGGUGGCCCGCCGAGCCCUGACGAGGUACCUCUACAAGCAGCUCCUGCUAUGCUGUAGCCAGGAUCCUGCCGCGCUCAAGGAGGGCAUCUUUUGCUGGGUCGAAGGCAGGGGGCACCUCCGGUUGAAGCCCAGGUGCCACCUGCACCUCUACCUGAGCCAAAUGCCACACGGAGCAGCGAGAAAACUCCACUCCCGCUUGUUGCAGUCGAACCCUUCGGCCGACCUUCACGUCAGGGUCAAAGGGCAGUUCACCUCGGUCUCGUAUUGCUCUCCCACCAUGCUGUCCGGCCACGUCUACUGUGCCUCUGGCAGCGACAAGCUGACCCGCUGGAGCGUCCUGGGGGUCCAGGGGGCCCUGCUCAGCCACUUCCUUCACCCCGUGUACAUCACCAGCAUUGUCCUAGCUGACCCUUACCACAACUGUGACGGUCUCCAUCAGUUCAUCAACGAGCGGGUUCAGCUGGGACCGGGGGAUGGCUUGCCUGCUCCGUACUGUCACAAGAAGAUCUACCUCUUCGAAGGCCCCCCCGUGACCCCUCUCAGCUCCUCGUCAGAAUGUGCCUCGCUGAGUCUCAACUGGUGCGCAGGAGACAAGAUGCUGGAAUGUGUGAACGGAGCUGUCGGGAAGGCAGAAAGGGACAUUGCAAAUCCAGGAGGUGAAUCCCGACCUAGCCGGCUCUGUAAGGCCGCCAUGUUGAAAUCCUUCAGGAAGGUGGCCCAGGAGAUGAAGAGAGAGGACCUGGUGUUGCUGUCCACCUAUCAUGAAGCCAAGGUUCAAGCCACAGCUUACCAGAACGCAAAGCUCCAACUAUACACUUACUUGAGUGUGCAGGGUUUGAGUAAGUGGCCUCAAAAGCACCUGGUUGACAGUUUUUGCAGAUAG
Messenger RNA from Protobothrops mucrosquamatus (brown spotted pit viper), 1254 nucleotides. It is a transcript of the gene ADAD2, whose product is annotated as adenosine deaminase domain containing 2. Gene Ontology annotation, molecular function: double-stranded RNA binding; tRNA-specific adenosine deaminase activity; double-stranded RNA adenosine deaminase activity. Gene Ontology annotation, cellular component: cytoplasm; nucleolus. The transcript is spliced from 8 exons. Gene Ontology annotation, biological process: adenosine to inosine editing; RNA processing. Lineage: Eukaryota; Metazoa; Chordata; Lepidosauria; Squamata; Viperidae. The coding region runs from base 1 to 1254 and encodes 417 amino acids. The record is from RefSeq and is a predicted model, not a curated record.